UUUAGAGGGGAAAAACCCAAUCAAAGUAAAAUCUAGUGUCACACGCACAAGCCGAUUCGCCGUCAUCCAGCUCUGCCAAAAUCAGCAGCACCGCUGCAUCUUUCUCGUUCUCUCCCCCUCUUCCUUUAGCUUCCUGUGUCAGUCCUAGAUACGUGGAAGGGAAGCAGCGAAGAUGAGCACCGGCAAGAAAACUGGUCCUCCCAAACAUCAGAACAAGAUUGCAUGGAAACCUAACGCUGGUGUCAAGAUCAAUGAAACUGAAGUUGGAGGACGAUUUAGACCUUUAUCUGAGAUAACUGGAGUGUGCCCUCGCUGUAAGGAACAAAUUGAUUGGAAACGGCGUUAUGGAAAAUACAAGCCUCUUCAUGAACCUGCUAAGUGUCAAAGAUGUUCAAAGCGUGCUGUUCGUCAAGCUUACCAUAAUUUAUGUUUUGCUUGUGCUAAGGAGCAUCGUGUUUGUGCAAAGUGUUGUUGCCGUGUGGAGCGUAUAGUUGGAAGGGACUCUUCAGAAGUUGAGGCUGAGCAAAAGAUGCUUGAGGAGGCCAUUAAGAAUGCUAGCGAGAGAGAAAGGAGAUCCCUAUUGCGUGCUAUGAACAACAAAGGUAAAUCUAAAAGUUCAAAAGAAUCUUUGGCAGAUACAAAUGAUAACAAAGUAGGGCAAUUGUUUCCAAAUUCAUCCCUGGAAGAUUAUGCCAAAAAGAAUGGAGUUGUCGGGAAACAUGAUGAUGGUAAAAUUUGUGAUAGCAAACAUGAUAAUGAUGAUGAAAGUGAAGAGGAAGUUAAUGAUGACGAAGAUGAUAAUGAUAGUGCGAAUGAAGAACGCGACGACGAUGACAGUGACAAAGAUGAGAGCGACCAUGAUCAAAUGAAUGCCAAGAAGGAAUGAUUAAGGAUAAUUGAGUAUGUCUUUUUUGACAGCGACAAAGAUGAAAAUGUUGCCAAGGAAUGAUUAAGGAUAUUUGAGUAUGUCAUUUUUGCAGAAAUUACAUUGUAGGAAUACCGACAUCUUUGUAGCCUGUGUUUCCCAUAUUUAUUACUAGAUUUUGGGUGAAUUUUGUUUGUGUGGAAUACAAAUUUUGAAUUUUAUCA
Messenger RNA from Lathyrus oleraceus (garden pea), 1089 nucleotides. RefSeq lists its product as uncharacterized. Bases 173 to 886 code for a protein of 237 amino acids. Lineage: Eukaryota; Viridiplantae; Streptophyta; Magnoliopsida; Fabales; Fabaceae. The record is from RefSeq and is a predicted model, not a curated record. The transcript is spliced from 8 exons.